This is a messenger RNA of Mesoplodon densirostris (Blainville's beaked whale), 3854 nucleotides long. RefSeq names its product testis development related protein (gene TDRP). Bases 1039 to 1518 code for a protein of 159 amino acids. Gene Ontology annotation, cellular component: nucleus; cytosol. The record is from RefSeq and is a predicted model, not a curated record. NCBI's taxonomy places the organism in Eukaryota, Metazoa, Chordata, Mammalia, Artiodactyla, Ziphiidae. The transcript has 3 exons. Gene Ontology annotation, biological process: spermatogenesis.
CCCUAGAACUUUUUUUCUCCCGUUUUAUUGAGAAGUAACUGACACGCCUCACUGUAUAAAUUCCACACGUGUGGUAUGAUGCCGUGACUGACAUACGCCAGGAAGUGAUGACCACGCUAGGGUUAGUUACCACCCAUCAUCUCGUGUAGAUACAGGAAAAAGGAGGAAAUAGGUUUGUCUCCUUGUGAUGACAACGUAGGAUGUACUCUCUCAACAACCUUGCUGCACAGGCAGAGAGUGGGUUCCGUCCAGAUCACUGCAGUAAAGCAAGUCAUGCCAAGUUUCUGAUUUCCCAGCGUGUAUAAAAGUUGUGUUUACACUAGAUUGUAGUCUUUUAAAUGUGCAGUAGUAUUAUGUCUUUAAAAACGUAGACACCUUAAUUAAAAAAUGCUUAAUUGCUAAAAAACAUGCCAACCAUCAUCUGAGCCCUCAGCAAGACAUAAUCAGCCCUGGAGGGGCGAGCGCAGCAGGGUCGCAAGCUGUUCGUUUCCUGUUCUGUGGAUGGUCUCACACCAGUGCUCGCUUGCGGCCUCCUGGUUCAGGUUUCAGUGCUGCUGCACUUUUAACGUUUCAAAGCAUUUAAACCCACAUCUGCCCUAUGGGAGAUGCCCUCCUCCAUCCCCUUCAAAGAAAACCAGCUGCAGUUGGUGAUUUUGGGCUCCAGGGACAUCAGAGUGGCUCACUGUAAAGGCACUUGACACGAGACUUCUGGAGAUGUCCUUCCUUUUCUCCCUUCCUCCCUUAUUACUGUAUCUCUUUGAAUCUAAGAUGCCAGGUGUUAAUUACAUCCUGAUUUCAGAAAUGAAAAAGUACAAAAUCAUUUGUCUUAGAAUAAACAAAAACGCGUGGUUUCUUCUCAAAGUCCACCUGGAGGUUGGUGCAGCCCCCCACCUCGUGUCAGGAGCCCCACCAUCCCGACCUGGUUUGGCUGAAGUGUGGUCACUGAUCGUCUGUUAUUAAACAUGGGUGGGUUUACCCACUGUCCUCACUGGGUAACGGAGAUUACCUGCAACUGAUGGGAGAACUUAUCUGCAACUGAUGGGGAAAGUCCCUGUGCGGAUAUGGCAGGUUCAGGGAGCGAGUUUCCGAGGCUGGAAAGAAGUGACUUCGCUGUUUAACAAGGAUGAUGAGCAGCACCUGCUGGAAAGAUGUAAAUCCCCCAAGUCCAGAGGAACUAACUUACGAUUAAAAGAAGACUUGAAGAUGGAGAAGAAGUCUGGAUUUUGGGACAACUUGGUUUUGAAACAGAAUACACAGUCUAAGAAACCAGAUGAGAUCGAAGGUUGGGAGCCUCCAAAACUUGCUCUUGAAGACGUGGCAGCCGACUCGGGCGACCUCAUGAGUGACCGUCUGUCUGGGCCAGGCUGGGAGGAGGACGCCAGAGGCUCCACCAAGUACACCAGCCUGGCCAGCGCUGGGAACAGCUCGCGCUGGAGCCUCAGGUCAGCGGGGAAGCUGGUCAGCAUCCGUCGGCAGAGCAGAGGCCACCUGACGGACGACUGGGAGGAGCUGGAGUGACGGCCCCACUCCUGCGAGUUCACAAACCAAGAUCUGCCUGAUUUUGCACCUUUGUAUCUCAUUUCAUUCAGAUUCCUAGAGUUUGCUGUAUCACAGUGUUUUUUCAGUAGAGUAUCAAGUUUGGUCUUUCCCAGAUGAAACGUGCAGAGAACCUGCCCUGUGCUGUUUUACGUGGACUCUCCCUCUUCAAACGCUUACGUAGGAAAUUCCUCGGUGGACACGAACAGGGACCGCACGUCGACUGCCUUAUGUGGAAACGUCCUCCUGUCGUCCAAGUGUUGCUGAGACUGGAGACGUGAGGUUUGCUGCUGUCCAGUGGUAAUUUGCAUUUUGCCACAAAACCGUCUUCCUGUGUCCUCGGUUGCAGUUUUUUGUUCUGUGACUUGAUCCCUUUCUCUGCAUGUAGCACAUAUGUGUAGUCUAUGACACAAGAAUGUAGCAGCUGCGCAGUUCUCUUCUGUUGCCAGAAACAUGCAAUCCAGGUGUAAAAUGAAUCUUCCAAAGGUCGUGUUACAUUGUGUUAACUCUUCUUUUGUACUAAAUUUUGAAAUAUGCAAGCAGAAUAAACCCUGGAGAAGCGAAGGCUGUAUCUGAUCAGCGUGAAUGCACUGUCUGCAAACUCAUCUUCAUCUCCAGCCUCCCGUAAGCGCAUUAGAUGGUGACAGUGGUUCUUAUCUUGAGGUUUUAUUUUUACUUUUCCUGAACUUUUAAAUAUUGAUCUUACUUUCUUCUAAAACUUUGUUCUCUGUUUUUGAUUGCAGAUUAAAGAAUGCUAUAAAGCAUGGAUCAGUUUUAGUAACUUGACACUUAAUUUUGUUUGGAAGAUGAUAACUUGCUCGUUAAGAGUUAAAACUGUAUGUAAAAUGAUGAAAGUGCCUCUCUUCUCUAACACCCAGGGUUUUGUUUUUCCAAAUGAGAGACUGGCUGGUUUGGGCACGUCACUGAGGCGUCUCGUGUGUCUCCAGACUUGCUUUCUGCCUCCCUGAUAGACUGGCCCCUUGGUCGGGUACCCGUGCACGUGUGUCCUCAGCAGGACAGCUCUGAUCCACAGGAGUACGUGUCUAUCUCAGGUCACGGUGGCUUCACAGAGAAGGUAUAGGGGUUUUUUGGUUAAAAACAAAAACCUCCAGUUACACUGUGCAUUCCUCUCUUUAAAAGCCACUGUCCUCAGUGUUCGGUUCUGUGCUGUUCCACGUAAGGGGGUGUCAUUUAGCAUUUCUGUGGACUCCGGGGGGUGACAGUGUCUGCCUGUCAUCUGUCAUUUCUCAACCAGUCAUCUGUCUACACUGUCAUCUCCAGCCAUCCGUGUACAAUGUCUACCUGUCCUCUAACCAUCUCUCUCUCUCUGUCUACGUAGCAUCCAUCAGUCAUCUAUGUCCGUCUUUUCCUAAGAGACAAGAAGUUUACUUCACUGAGCCUUUAAAGGGGGCCAUGUAAGUGGUGGUAAAAUCCAGUUUGCGUUAGAACCUUGAAAUGGUUAACACCGGAACUGAAAACCGUGUUUCCUCAGGUAAACAGUUCAGUACAUAGACUGUAGUCCUUCUCCCUAAAGAGACGCUUGCUGUGGCUGCAGACGAGCUCCAGACCGUCAUUUACGUGAGGAUUUUAAAGCAGGAGCCGCGGGCUUGUCUUGGGCUAAUCCUGUGUUGCGGUGCAGGGAGCGGUGCAGGGACACAGACCUCGUGUCCGAGGCUCUAGGCAGGGAGCUCAGCGCGGGGGUGGGGACAGCGUCCUCACCGUGGGGAGCCUGUGCCCGUGCGCUGCAACGCUCAGUGCCUGUGAAACCCCCGUGGUGCCCAGCCGGCAGAACAGCUCUUCAUACCGUUGUUCCUCAAAACCAGACCGGGGUUGGAAUAUGCACACAAAUCACACUUAUCUACAAAGAUUAACGUAAAAAUGAAUUUUUCUUCUGUUGUGUCUGAUUAAACGAAAAUAUAUGUGGGUUUUAAUAUAAAUAUUUAUUGGUAUGCUUUGGGGGAAAGAUAUUUUUUCUUGAUAGAAUUUACCAAAGCAUCUUUGUUUUGUUCACUGGCUGAUGAGAGAACAGGUUUGUUUGAAUUCUGUAAAAACAUAGCUUCUCUGUGUGAAGAGUGAAGUGUCUGCCGUUUUUAACAGGAAAAUGAUUUCUUCAAAGAAGGUUGAAUUCUUAUUGCUGAGGUUUUUAAAAAUAAAACAUGCUUUAUAUACUCUGACUGUUAGUUUGCACGGUUACUGGCAUCUGCUUCCGGUGACUCAGUCACUCAGAGCUGAUGGUACCCGUUCUCGACACCUUCAACCUCAUUUAAGAUGCCAACAAAAUGUGUAGACUCAUAAAUAAACGACCAACUUCAACUUCA